GCUUGGCAGCUCGCGCAACGCGCAGGCCUGGCUCCGCCAUGGUGCGUCAAGGACAGAAAAUGCGCUGAAUUCUCGGGCAUUUUCCCGUCGAGGGCGAGUUUCCCGUUCGUCAUGAGCCUUAUUUCGUCUACCGUGGAUACGCGCCCCCGCGUGGACCCGUCGUUGUUCACAACGGCCCGCCUCUGCCGCACGGAAGCCGAGUCGCACAAGGGCGGAAACGCGAAAGCCGCGGUGCAGCGCCUUGGCCCCGCUCGGCUGGGCUGCGCGCAAGUGACUUAAAUAAAACAGUUUUCGCGUCUGAAUUGGGCGCCUCUUGGUGCAAAAAUGGCUCAGCAACAUGUUCUGUCAGCAAUUGUGCUGGUAACAUGCAUUGUGUGUUACUACAACAGCUGUUAUUGUGGAUUUGUGUUUGAUGACAUCAGCGCAAUUAAAGAUAACAGAGAUUUAAGACCCCAUACACCAUUAAAGAAUGUUUUUCUUAAUGACUUCUGGGGAACUCCUAUGCACAAGGAACAAAGUCACAAAUCAUACAGACCACUGUGUGUUCUUACCUUUCGAUGGAAUUACCUCUUGCACCAGUUAGACCCAUUGGGUUACCACCUGGUCAACAUGCUCUUACAUGGAGUUGUAUGCCUUAUGUACUUCAGGAUGUGCUCUAUGUUCUUGCCUGAAAUUUCAAGCUUUGUAGCAGCUAUGUUAUUUGCUGUACACCCUAUUCAUACUGAGGCAGUAACAGGAGUAGUUGGAAGGGCUGAAACACUGUCAUCAGUUUUCUUUUUGGCUGCAUUUUUGUUUUACUCAAAGGCUACAAAGAGAAAACGAGUAACAGGAUGGCAACAUUUGAUACUUUCCAUGGGAUGUGUGGCAGUGGCCAUGCUUUGCAAAGAGCAAGGUAUAACUGUCACUGGAGUUUGUGGGAUUUAUGAGAUUUUUGUAGCCCAAAAGCUCCGCAUCAGUGACCUACAGUAUCUUGUUCGAUGGCUGGUCAGUGGAAAAGGAACUGUUAACAAUUCAUGGACUCCUGAUGUCACACGUAGACUUGCAGUUCUGUUUGCUUCAACAGUUGGGCUGUUGGUUUUGAGACUUCAAAUAAUGGGUUCAAAGUUACCUGUCUUCACCAGAUUUGACAACCCAGCCUCUGUUGCUUCAACACCAACAAGGCAGUUAUCUUAUGCCCACCUAAUCAGUGUUAAUUUGUGGCUAUUGUUGUUUCCCUGUGACCUUUGUUGUGAUUGGACCAUGGGAACUAUUCCUUUGAUUGAGUCCAUCUUAGACCCUCGAAAUGGUGCUACUUUAGCCACUUUCACUAUGCUAGGGCUGCUUGGGUACACAGCUUUAACUACAAACAAUAGACAACAAGCAACAGUCCUAACCAUGGGAUUUGCAUUGUUGGUGUUGCCAUUCCUCCCUGCGUCAAAUUUGUUCUUCCCAGUUGGAUUUGUCGUGGCUGAAAGAAUUUUGUACAUGCCCUCUAUGGGUUUCUGUUUGUUAAUUGGAUACGGAUGGAGUUUGCUGUUUGAAAAGAAGAGAUUACGUCGAAUGGCUUGGAUGUGCCUGGGAGUGCUCCUGUUUGUUCAUGGCUGCAAAACAUACACCAGAAACUUUGAUUGGGAAUCAGAGUACAGUAUAUUUAUGGCUGGCCUGCGGGUAAACCAACGUAAUGCAAAACUUUUUAACAAUGUUGGACAUGCUCUAGAGAGUCAAGGUCAUUUUGAGGAAGCUCUUCAGUACUUCCAUAAAGCAGUGAGUGUCCAACAAGAUGAUAUUGGUGCUCAUAUAAAUGUUGGAAGAACCCUCAAUCAUUUAAAAAUGUACAAAGAAGCUGAAGAUGCAUAUCUUAAAGCUAAAUCACUUUUGCCAAAAGCUAAGCCAGGAGAGUCUUAUCAAGCCCGCAUUGCUCCAAACCAUCUUAAUGUUUUUCUCAAUCUUGCUAAUCUUAUUGCAAAAAAUGAGACCCGUUUAGAGGAAGCAGAUCUAUUAUACCGACAAGCCAUUAGUAUGCGUGCGGACUACACUCAAGCAUACAUAAACAGAGGAGAUGUAUUGUUAAAGUUAAAUCGCACCAAGGAAGCACAAGAAGUGUAUGAAAGAGCAUUAUUCUAUGACUCAAACAAUCCAGAUAUAUAUUAUAAUCUGGGUGUUGUAUUUUUGGAGCAGGGGAAAGCUCCACAAGCCUUAGCAUAUUUAGACAAAGCCUUGGAAUUUGAUCCUGAACAUGAGCAAGCUCUUCUUAACUCAGCAAUUCUUUUGCAAGAGCUUGGCCGCGCAGAACUUCGAAAAGUUGCUCGUGAACGUUUACUAAAGUUAUUGCAAAAGGAUGGUACAAAUGAACGAGUUCACUUUAACUUAGGAAUGUUAGCCAUGGAUGAUCAUGAUGUUGCUGGUGCAGAACACUGGUUUCGUCAAGCUGUGCAACUAAAAGAAGAUUUUCGAUCUGCUCUUUUUAAUCUUGCAUUGCUUCUUGCUGAUGAUCAUCGACCUUUGGAAGCUGCUCCAUUUCUCAAUCAACUUGUCAAGUACCAUCCAGACCAUGUCAAAGGUCUCAUUCUUCUUGGUGACAUUUAUAUAAAUACCAUCAAAGACCUUGAUGCUGCUGAAAAUUGCUACAAGCGCAUCUUACAGCUUGAUCCAGAAAAUAUUCAGGGUCUUCAUAAUUUAUGUGUAGUUUAUGUAGAGAGAGGUGAACUUGUGCGUGCGGAGAAGUGCUUGGCACGUGCGCAUUUAAUGGCACCUCAUGAAGACUAUGUUUUAAGGCACCUCAAAAUAGUUCAGACUCGUAUUGCAAAGUUGCAGUUGAACACUGAUUCUGGUGAUGCAAAUGCUGAUUUACCCAUAGAUUCAGAAUCUCAAAAUUUACACAAAACCAUUCCAGACUUUUCAAGGAGAGGAAACCUUGACUCUUCAGAUGAUGUACGUCGUGCAGGUAGUUCAGAGGGUAAUCCUGGAAGAGGAGAUUCUGUUGCUUCGGGUAAAAGAAUUAACAGGCGUCCUGCCCAACCUCCAGUGUAUGUAAACAAUGUUCCUACAGGAAGUACAACAAAAAAGGUUUUGAGGGCGUCAUUGGAAUACUCAGAAUAUCCUCCUGAACUUCCAAAUCCACUUGAUACAAGUGAUACAGAUACACCUUUCUCAUAGUGAAACAGGACUCCUAUGAUUCCAAUCUUGUUGACAAUCAUAACAUCUGGAAGGCUUUUCUGAGCCAGUGUUUGCAAGGCUGUGUCUGUUCACUUUUAAACAUCUUGACUACCCUUGAACGUUUCAUGUCGGGUAGAAUUAAUUAAGGCAAAGAUGAAUUGGCUUUGUGCAAGCUGUGCUCAAUCUUACUUGACAGGUCCAGUGCAAUUUUAGCCUCCUAAAUUUUUACGGGUCUAUUUGUUUACUUCUUAAAUAAUUAUGUGCAGUGAUCUUAAGGCUGAUUCGCCGUUUUUUCAGUGUGAACGAAGGCACUGCUUCACUAGUACCAUGUGCAUCGUUGAAUACACUCCUGUGUUGCGGGUUUGCCUACUCCCUUUCGACCGUAAGGCGCCAUGGCCCCUGUAGCCCGAUCGAGUAUCCUAUCCCACGACACAAGAGCGCACUUAAAGAUAUACCCGGUACAUAUUUGUACAUCAAUCAAGCACAGAUUCCAUGUGUUUCAGCCAAUUUUGACUGAUAUGAAAAAUUCUGAGCUUCAGCUUUCGAAGAGACUUUUGCACUCCUAUUCAUCUUGUCUUAGCUGUAAUCUUCUGUGAUACUUUCUCUUUCUGAUUGUGAAGAAUUGAUGAAUCUUAUCUCAUGAAUCUUUGUAAUUUAUCUUUUGAAACACGAGCAGUGUCUCAAAAGUGUGUGUACAUGUGACUGCAGAUUUUUUUAAGAUAGCCUUUGAUACAGGUCUACUAUUUAAAAGUCACUGUGUAGUCUUCACAAUUCUUGACUGAUAUCAUUCUCCCUUAUUUUGUGUGAUAAUUAUGGAGAUUAGCUGUUUAUGUUCUUAGUAUUAAUUUCAUUUUUCAUUCUGUUUUAUUUACGGCUGUCUUUUGUCAUGAUUUUGUUAUAUACAUAUACAUUCCAAUAACUUCCUCUUUCUUUUUGCAGCUUUUUUAUUUCUAAUAUCAUUUAGAGCUGUAAAUGAGGCUAUCAGUAUUUUUUGUUUACCUUUAUUUAUCUUGAAGUGCCCACGUUUUACUUAAUUAAAUGGGAUGAUUUGAUUUUUUCUAUGAAUGACCUGUUUUAGACUUGACACUAAUAUGCAGCUAGAUGUAGGUCAGGAAAUAUGUGAUGUUUCCGUAACUGUGCAGAAGAAGCUGUCUGUCUGGUUUUGUACUGAUGUUCCAUUUUGCAGUUGUGUUGAUUGAAAUACAAAUAUACAAUUGUCUGGACUGCUAGAAAGGGCUCACCACACUAAGAUGAUGUCAUGGGACGUCAAAGCUGUGCCUUCUGCAAAAUGUCUUAUUUUUAAGGAAUGUUUCUUUUGUAAAGUACAUGAAUGUAUUUUUUUAUGUCACAUAGUGUAUGUGGAAAAGAAUAUUUGUUUCAUUACACUUAAAAGGGAAAAUAUUGAUAUUGUUUGUAAUGUAAUGACAGAAAAGCUUAAAAGAUUUUAGUAAAUUAAACAGAGAUGUUAUGGUAUAUAGAGAGAAUAUUAAUUGUAUAAAUGAUGUAAUAUUAGUGUACAAUAAAUCUUUUGUAUGUAGUUGCUGAAGUGGUAGUUGGAAUUGCCCCUUCAGUAGCGUGUUGUCCAAGUGUGUAAAUGUUCUUUUGUGUGAAGAAAAAUGUGUCAACAAUUGUAUUUUUCAUGCCAAGAGUUUUUGUAGGAAUACCAAUUCAAGAUAUCUGGCUGCAUCUAUGUGAAUCAGUUUUACAACUUACUUGGAAAAGUAUGUUAGUAUGUUAUUUUCUCUGAUCCUCCAAUUUCUGUUGCUCUGCUUUUAAGUAGCAUAGAUAAUAAAUAUUGACCAGCUGUCUCAGAGCAUGUCUUGAUAUGAAACAAUUUCCAUGUCUGUGUUCUCUAAACGUGUUUUGAAUAAAAGUUAUACUUCAACUCCAUUCACCAUAAAAA
This is a messenger RNA of Frankliniella occidentalis (western flower thrips), 5038 nucleotides long. RefSeq names its product protein O-mannosyl-transferase Tmtc3. The record is from RefSeq and is a predicted model, not a curated record. Gene Ontology annotation, biological process: protein O-linked glycosylation via mannose. The coding region runs from base 325 to 3135 and encodes 936 amino acids. Gene Ontology annotation, molecular function: mannosyltransferase activity; protein binding. Lineage: Eukaryota; Metazoa; Arthropoda; Insecta; Thysanoptera; Thripidae. Gene Ontology annotation, cellular component: endoplasmic reticulum. The transcript is spliced from 14 exons.